AUGCUCUACAAAACGCUUGGCUCCUCUUACACUUUUCUCGGCCUUCACCUGGCACCGCUACUAUUAACAAUACUACCACCACAACCCCUCGUAUCCGCAUUCGUAACAGUAUACUACCAAGAAGGCCAGCGGCCUCUAUCCACAUCCACAGGGACAGGGACAGCCGACGCAGCAGCAGCCUCCUAUACCGGCUCAGCAGCAUACAACCCGCUGAUGCUCCAGGCGCCCCCGCCCCCCGGGCCCUCAGCGAUGCCCAACGCGUUUACCAUCGCGUUGCAGUCUACCGUCCCGCCUGGCGCAUCUAUACCCCAAACAGGGGGGUUCUUUGGGUUUUCGAUCGAGAUGAGCGUCGUUAACCAAGUGUUAGGAACCAACGGAUCCAUAAUCCAAGUCCCCUUUCUCAACCUCAUGUCCAACAUCCAAUCGCGCGCAGGGAGGAUAUACAUCCGCGUAGGCGGGAACACCCAAGAAACAGCCGUCCUCGUCGACCGCACCUCCGACGGACGCAUCCUCGAAAAAGAUCUCUCAAACGUGACCAACCCCACAUCAACCCCCCCACUAAUAUACACCAAAGAGCUCCUCUACAUGCUGCACAACAUCUCCUCCCUCGUCAACGUCCGGUGGUACCUCGGCGUGCCAUUCAACGACUCCGCCAACUUCCGCCUGGGCAUCGCAGAGCAAGGCCAGGCGAUUUUGGGCGAUUUCCUCGUUGGGCUGCAGGCGGGGAAUGAGCCUGAUUUGUAUGGCGAUCAUGGGCAUCGACCGCCUACAUACGGCCCAUACGACUACUUUGGCGAAUUCGGCGUACUAGUCAACGCGAUGAACAACGAUGGAAAUAUCCCGAACCGCGGGCUUCUCAUCGGACCGAGUGUGAGCACGGGCAAGUGGACGCCAGAGCAGAUUUGGGAUACGGGCUUUGUGGAUGCGUAUAGUUCAAGUCUUGCGUAUCUUUCUGUUGAACACUACCCAACAGACAACUGCUACGCGCAAUACGGCACCGGCACACCACGCGACGCCCAAUCCCUCUUCCCAACCUACCUCACCCACACAUCCGCACAAACCAUCCUCGCCCCCUAUCUAAACUCGACGACCUACGCACAGAGCAAAAGCAAGCGGAUGUUGAUGUUCGAGACGAACACGGCGUCGUGCGGCGGGUUCGCGGGGAUAAGCGAUGCGUUUGGCGCGGCGCUUUGGGGGGUAGAUUAUGCGCUGCAGAUGGCGCAUUCGAAUUUUUCGGGGGCGCUUUUUCAUGUUGGGGGGCAGAAUGUUUAUUAUAAUCCGUUUACGCCACCCCCCACGAACCAGAGCACGUUCCGAAAAUGGACAAUCGGACCAAUAUACUACGCCGCACUCGUAACAGCCGAAGCACUCGGUCCAUCCAACACCACACAAAUCCUCGACCUCCAAGCGAACAAUAAUAAUGUCUAUACGCCUGCGUAUGCGAUAUAUGAAGGUGGGACGUUGAAGCGCGUGGUGGUUGUUAAUUUUGCGUCGGAUUUGAGUGGGGGGAGUGAUUUGGAGGUUUCGUUGUCGUUGGUGCUUGGUGGUGGAGGUGGGGGAGGGACGGUGCAGGUAAAGUAUUUAAGAGCGGAUAGUGUGGCGCAGAAGGGCAAUUUUACGUGGGGCGGGCAGACGUUCGGCGCGACGUUCGCGUCGGAUGGGCGACUUGAAGGUGUCGAGUCCAUCCAGAGCGUGUCCUGCUCCACCUCCGACUCCCAGUCCCAGUCCCAGUCAGGAGUGUGCACGAUCAAAGUCCCCGCCCCAUCAAUCGCACUGAUAUUCCUCACCCCCGACGCACAAACAGAGGGUAAAGGCGGUGUACCACGUGCACCUGCGGGCACGUUCGCGACGUCGCUUGUUACGCGGACGAGGAAUACGGCGACGGUUGAUCCGGGGGUGCUUGCUACGUCGAAUGGGCAUACGGGGAUGGAUAGGGUUGUGGGGAGUACGAGUGAGGGGAGGGUGAGUGGUGCGUUGGGGAGGGCGGGUGUGGGUGUGGGUGGGGUGGGAGGGGUGGUUGCGCUUGGGAUGGGUGUGUUGGGCGGGGUGGUGUUGGGGUUGUACACCAAAAUAAUGGAUUAA
Molecule: messenger RNA, 2082 nt
Organism: Psilocybe cubensis
Lineage: Eukaryota; Fungi; Basidiomycota; Agaricomycetes; Agaricales; Agrocybaceae
Exons: 8
Coding region: 1-2082 (693 amino acids)
Source: RefSeq, a predicted model, not a curated record